Molecule: messenger RNA, 1245 nt
Organism: Corylus avellana
Lineage: Eukaryota; Viridiplantae; Streptophyta; Magnoliopsida; Fagales; Betulaceae
Product: SNARE associated Golgi protein family
Cellular component (GO): membrane
Source: RefSeq, a predicted model, not a curated record
CCCGAAAACAGAUCCAUUAGACUUGUACGACGACGUUGAAGUCGCCGGAAAACUCAGCGUCAUUUUUAUUAAAGCAAAAAAAAAAAAAAAUAAUGGAAAUAAAAAAAAAAAUCUAAAUUUAGAAUUUACACAUUUGAAUUGGCUGAAAUUUGGGAGGGGGAUAAAUUAAAUCUGGCAAAGAUAGAGGGGUUGAGGGCGAGAUCGUCGGGGAGGCCAGGUGGGAGCGGGAGGGGCGGGGAGGAAGACGAGGAACACGGGGAAUUCAGGGUCACGUGGCGACGCAGGUUGCUCAUGGCACUCAAGCUCAACGUCACGUGCUCCUCCGCCCUUAGGAUCGCCCUCUUUCUCCUCCUCCUCGCCGCCAUUGCCACCGCCUGCAUUUCUCUCCCCGUUGAAAAGAUAUUGAAGGAUUUCUUGUUAUGGGUAAAGCAGGAUCUUGGACCUUGGGGCCCUCUUGUUUUGGCCAUUGCAUACAUUCCUCUUACAGUCCUCGCGGUGCCAGCUUCAGUACUUUCACUUGGAGGUGGUUAUCUCUUUGGGCUGCCUGUGGGAUUUGUAGCUGACUCUAUUGGUGCUACAAUAGGUGCAACAGCUGCAUUCAUUCUUGGUAGAACAAUUGGAAGAUCAUAUGUUAUUUCAAAGCUAAAGAAUUAUCCGAAGUUUCAGGCCGUUGCUAUUGCAAUUCAGAGAUCUGGCUUUAAGAUAGUUCUGCUUCUUCGGUUUGUUCCCCUACUUCCGUUCAACAUCUUGAAUUAUCUCCUGUCUGUGACUCCUGUGCAUAUUGGGGAAUAUAUGCUGGCAACUUGGUUGGGAAUGAUGCCAAUCACAUUUGCUCUAGUAUAUGUUGGAACAACGCUGAAGGAUCUUUCUGAUGUUACACAUGGAUGGAAUGAGGUUUCAACAACUCGUUGGGUACUUAUGGUUCUUGGAUUUGGUAUAUCUGUGAUUCUGUUGAUUUGCAUCACUAAAGUUGCCAAGGCUUCUCUGGACAAAGCACUGGCCGAAAAUGCUGAAAUGGAGGGCAUCUGGACCCCAUCAAUGCUACCUAUCGUAGCAGAAUCACCCCUGGAAAUUGAGAAGCCUCUCAUAAUAAAGAUAGACUCAUUGAGAGAGGAUGAUGAGCAACAAAUGCUUGUUUAAUGUAAAUUCUUUCCUUCAUUUUUUGGUUAGAUGUGACUUGUUAGGAAUCAAGAAAAUAUCAAGGCACAGAAAAGAAGAAAAGAAAGCUUAUGCCAUUAUAGUUCA